GGCUGAAGAAAUUGAUUGAUUGAUUGAAUGAAUAAAUAAAUAAAUAUUUGAAGUGUAGGGUCUCUACAUAAAUAGGCCUUCAUGAGUUGCCUUUAUAAGAGAUGGGGAGGGGGGGAAAUUGGAGGAAACAAGGGAAGUUUUAAAAGUGCAUCUUCAGCAUAUGGUUUCUUUCUCCUAAAAUUAACUCUCAGCAUUCUAUAUACUGACCUCUUAAAAGCAGUAAAUGGUUUCUUAAUAUGUUAGGUCAAAUAUUCAUUGAAUUCUCUUCCACAGCUAAAGGGAAGUCUGCUUUUGUCAGAAAGAAAGAUUCCAUUUACACAAAAUGUUAAGGAAAUCCCACAAUGUCGACAGGAUGAAACUCAAGGGGAUUUCCCCCCCCAUCUUCCCAACAAGAUAGAAAGGAAUGUUAUGUGACUGCUUCUAAAGUAUUGAAAAGUCUGGUUGCCUUCUUGCUGUAAAACACACCCUACAUUAAGAGAAGGGAUGCAUUACGUCUCAGGAUCUAUGAAAGAUGUCGCAGACCCUUGACUGAGGAAGUUUACACUGCCCUCACAGCUGAUCCCCUGUUCCCUCUAGACAGAUUUCCUGCCACUCAGGACAGGAAUAAAACAGCAUGCUCUGAACCGUCAUGCUGCCUUGCAAAGCAGUCCUCACCAGAAAGAUAACAGAGACCCGCAGAGAGAGGAGUGUUUUUAGUUGCACAUGCCUCCUGAGCUGUCUGAGGAGCACUUCUGAAGACGAGAACAGUGGACUGCUGGUGUAUCUACAGUAUCUCUGUAAUCUAUACCUCUGCGUGAAGAAAAAAUGAAAACUACAACACCUGAAAAUGAAGCACAGAUCAAGCAGCAGCUGAGAAAAAAUAUCUGCCUGUGACAGUUUGCCUUCAGCCACGCUCAGGGGACGCAGGAAGAAAAUCCUUCAUCUGUCUUUGCACAUGUCACCGGGGUGCUGAUUGACUGUUCAAAGAGAAUCUCAGGAUCCAUCUGAAUCUUUGACAAAGUUCAGCUGGCUGAUUUUUUUUUUUUUUUACCAAGGAGAAGAUGAAAGUGCCUCUUUGUUUUCUCUUGAGCUGCAAUCUUGCUCUAAUAGCAGGCUACAAUUCCUUUCGGAGAAGCCUCGAGACUCUAGGCAAGAAGCAAUACCAAGUCCAGCAUGGAUUGUGCAGCUAUACUUUCCUUCUGCCUGAGAUGGACAAUUGCCGGUCUUCCUCGACUACCUCGUAUGUCUCUAAUGCUGUGCAAAGAGAUGCCCCGCUAGAGUAUGAUGAUUCCAUACAGAGGCUUCAGCUGCUGGAAAAUAUGCUGGAAAACAACACUCAGUGGCUAAUGAAGAUUGAGAAUUAUAUCCAAGAUAAUAUGAAAAAAGAAAUGGUUGAGAUUCAGCAGAAUGCGGUUCAGAAUCAGACAGCAGUGAUGAUUGAAUUAGGCACAAACCUAUUAAAUCAAACAGCAGAACAUACCCGCAAAUUAACAGAUGUCGAAGCACAUGUGUUAAACCAGACAACACGACUGGAGCUUCAACUGCUGGCCCAUUCUAUCUCAACUAACAAACUAGAAAUGCAGAUUUCAGAUCAGACCAAUGAGAUAGGUAAACUGCAAGAAAAAAACAGCCUUUUAGAAAAAAAGGUCCUUGAAAUGGAAAGCAAACACAUAUCCCAACUACAAUCAAUGAAAGAAGAGAAAGAUAAGCUUCAGUCACUUGUUUCUAGACAGAACUCCAUAAUAGAAGAAUUAGAGAAACAGUUAGUCAACGCUACUGCUAAUAACUCAUUCCUGCAAAAGCAGCAACAUGACCUGAGGGAAACGGUGCAAAACUUGUUUGCUAUGAUUUCUACGCCACAACCAUCCAAGAAUGCCUUGGUCCCUGGAAAAGAACAGAUCAGUUUUAAAGACUGCUCAGAAGCAUUCAAAAUGGGGUUUACAGCAAGUGGUAUUUACACAUUACUUAUAUCUAACACAGGAGAAGAAAAAAAGACAUAUUGUGAUAUGGAGACGGCAGGAGGAGCCUGGACAAUUAUUCAGCGACGCUUAGAUGGCAAUGUAGAUUUUGACCGAACAUGGGCGGAAUAUAAAAUGGGAUUUGGGAACCCUUCUGGAGAAUACUGGCUAGGAAAUGAAUUGGUUUCUCAGCUAACCAAUCAGAAGCAGUAUGUUCUGAGAAUACAGUUGAAAGACUGGGAAGGAAAUGAGGCAUAUUCUUUAUAUGAGCAUUUUUCCUUAGCAGGUGAAGAACUAAAAUACAGAAUCAACCUUAAAGGGCUUACGGGUACAGCCGGCAAAAUAAGCAGCAUCAGUCAACCAGGAAAUGGGUUUAGCACAAAGGAUGUAGACAACGACAAAUGCAUCUGCAAAUGUUCACAAAUGUUAACAGGAGGAUGGUGGUUUGAUGCAUGUGGACCCUCCAAUCUAAAUGGUUUAUACUAUCCACUGCGACAGAACACAAACAAAUUUAAAGGGAUUAAAUGGUACUACUGGAAAGGAGCAGGCUAUUCUCUAAAGGCCACAACUAUGAUGAUCCGCCCAACAGAUUUCUAAAAAAGUCUACACUUUUAUGUUGGAAAAUUAUGUUGACAUAAUUUUAAUAUACUUUGACAAUAUGGAUACACUAUGACCAAUUUUUCUGCCUGAACAACAUGCAUAUGCAUUCUAUAGGAAUCAGUGUUUCUACUCCUGAUUUCAGCAUUGCUGAAUUUCAUCACAGUUCAGUCAUGUAAGAAGAAAUAACCAAAGCGAUAAUGAUUUUAAAAGGAGAAUGUUAAAAGGAUUCUGCAGGACCUUAAGAACUUUGUUUUCAUGAACAUUUAUGAAGUUUGUGCAUAACUGGAACUGUGAAAUAUAUCUAGAUUAUCUAAAAUGUCUUCAGUCUUAAACAUUACUUUAUAUCUUACAAUUGAACUCUCAAUUGCUAUUUUAAAAAGAGCACUGCUUUGUAAACUAUAUUGUAUCUUAUUAUUCAUGCUGUUCCUUGUAAUUAUGUAAAUAUUUUGUAAUUAAUGCCUAUAUUCAGAUUAUUGCCUCUAGUAGUCACAUAUUCAAGGAUAUUUGGUAGCACAUAGUAUAUUUAAUAAGACUGUAUAAAAAUAUUUCUAUAUUUUAUGUCUUUUCUUUAAAAUCUAAUACUGAGUAUAUAACAGACCACUAUUUUUAUACCUUGCAUAUCAGAUAUUUGCAUAGGUAUUCUAAAGCUCGAAAUACCUUUGCAAUUUAUAGAACUCUACAUGUGAACUCAGUAUAAUGUAUAAGAAUAUUGGACUGUUAUUCUUUCUUGUUCUUUUCUCUUAAAAUAAUACCUCUUAAUUAUAAUUUGUGAGUAUUUUGGACAGUUUAAAAGAUCUGCUUCUAUUUUCUCUAGCUUAAAGGGAAACUGGUAAUUAAAAGUUUGAACACCUCUUGAGGAAAUUUGAUUUGGGAUUAGUUGAUAUAUAGUUCCCUGUGAACAUUUUCCAUUGCUUAUACUUUUAUAUAUGACAAUCAAAUCGUUAUCAUAUUCUAUGAUAAAUUAAAAAGCAAAAUAUUACUUACAGGAGCUGCAGGGAAAUCCACUGACAAUUCAAAUGGCUCUUCAGAAAUCCAAUAGCCAUGUUCCAGAGACCACAAAACCUAGACAGUGAUGGAACCACUGAGAAUUAAUAGGUCUAUUCGAAAUGUGUAAAGUAGCCAAUAGUAAGAAGAUCAUUAACAGCGGAAUAGUUAGCAUAUUCAAGCUUUGUUUCACACAGGCCAGAUAACUAUGCUUUAGCUGUACACUGUGUACAACAUAUUUUACUUCAUUGAAUCCUCGUUAGAAGUUUAGCUCAUAAUAGAAACAGGCUUCUAAGUUUGUGGACAAUGCUCAGCCUUAAAACAGAUGUUUAAAGACAUAAUCAAUGGUGCAUGGAAUUUGAAUAUAUUUGUAUGCUUGGUUCAGUCAACAGACCUUAAUCACACUUAAUCACAAAGCUUUUUGGAAGCAAAUUUGCUGCAUGAAGAAACAAGGAAAUGUCUUUUCAAAGAAGUGCAGCCCCAAUGUUGUUUGAACCAUGUGAGGAAGUUGUCAAUUUUCUUCUUCUUUAUUAAGAUUUCCUGCAGUAGCACAUUCAUUAGUCUCAGAGUAGGAUUCAAUCAAUAAAACAACAGCUUUUAGAAUAUAUAUAGGAUCACAUCAUGAACUUGGCCACAGAGGGUUGUGCAACAGAACAUCAAGUUUAUUUGAGUUUUGACUAGAUGAACAAAAAAAUAUUUGAGGAAACUGAAAAUCUUAACUUGCUAGUUGGUAAAUCAAUAUGCAUUAAACCACUGUUCCCAUGCCAUCAGAGAAAUUGAUUAAAACUAUUCAUGUAUCAAA
Molecule: messenger RNA, 4323 nt
Organism: Pantherophis guttatus
Lineage: Eukaryota; Metazoa; Chordata; Lepidosauria; Squamata; Colubridae
Gene: ANGPT2
Product: angiopoietin 2
Biological process (GO): Tie signaling pathway; blood coagulation
Molecular function (GO): receptor tyrosine kinase binding
Source: RefSeq, a predicted model, not a curated record